This is a messenger RNA of Daucus carota subsp. sativus, 3006 nucleotides long. RefSeq names its product pentatricopeptide repeat-containing protein At1g74600, chloroplastic. Gene Ontology annotation, cellular component: intracellular membrane-bounded organelle. The transcript has a single exon. Lineage: Eukaryota; Viridiplantae; Streptophyta; Magnoliopsida; Apiales; Apiaceae. Gene Ontology annotation, biological process: RNA modification. The record is from RefSeq and is a predicted model, not a curated record. Gene Ontology annotation, molecular function: protein binding; RNA binding. The coding region runs from base 162 to 2792 and encodes 876 amino acids.
GGCCAUUUUUUUUUUCUUUCGACCAACUCGGCAAUCUUGACAUGCUUUAAAAUGAAAAAAUAAAAUAAAUAUUUAAUCUCAUUUUUAUACCAGGAUCCUUUCCCGCUGAAGUUAUGUUCUGUCUGUUUUUUAUCCUGUGUUCUCUUGUCUGAUGAAUUCAAAUGAACAAAUUUUUUAAAUCUCUUGCCCUUGUUGAGAAAUCAUCAGCUAUUCUUGCUAGUAGAUUUAGAAAGAAUGAGUCUUUUUUUGACCCGUUACAGGUCUUUAAUGAGUGGAGCAAAUCAAGAAAAUUUACAUUCACUGACACCAAAUGCUUACAUGCCCAUUUGCUCAGAGCCUAUGAAAUGCAUAAAAAUCCUUUCUUUGCUAAUUCUUUGGUCGAUUUUUACUUUAAAUCUGGUUCUUUGGACUAUGCAGUUAAGGUGUUUGAGGAAAUUCCUGAGUUAAAUGUUGUUUCUUGGAAUAUAAUGGUUUCUGGUUACAAUGAGAAUUUGUUGUAUGAUGAUUCUUGGAGAGUGUUUUGUAGAAUGCAUUCAUUGGGUUUUGUUCCUAAUCAGUUUACUUAUGGAGGGGUGAUUUCCGCGUGUUGCUCAUUGCAAAAUAAUGUUAAUGGGAAGCAGAUUUAUGGGCUUGUGAUGAAGAAUGGGUUAUUUACGAAUGGUUAUGUGCGGGCUGGAAGUAUUGAUCUAUUUGCUAAAAGUGGUUGCUUUGAGGAUGCAUUAAGGGUUUUUUAUGAUGUAUCUUGUGAGAAUGUAGUUUGCUGGAAUGCUAUCAUUUCUGGGGCUGUUAAAAAUAAGGAGAAUUUGGUGGCAUUGGAUAUUUUUAAUGAGAUGUGCGGAUUUUCAUUGCCAAAUAGUUUUACGUUUUCUAGCAUAUUAACCGCUUGCACUGCACUGGAAGAACUUGAUCUGGGAAGAGGGGUUCAAGGAUGGGUGAUUAAAUGUGGUGCUGGAGAAGAUAUCUUUGUCUCUACUGCUAUCAUUGACAUGUAUUCAAAAGGUGGGCAUAUGGACGAAGCCACGAAGGAGUUUUGGUAUAUGCCAAUCCGUAAUGUAGUAUCUUGGACUGCCAUGAUCUCCGGGUUUGUACAGAACGGAAACUCUAUUUCUGCUCUUCAAUUAUUUAAUGAAAUGCGAAAACUGAGAGUGGAAACAAAUAAGUAUACCAUCACUAGUGUGAUUGCUGCUUGUGCUAACCUUGCUAUGAUCACAGGGGCUCAACAGAUUCAUUGUCUAAUAUUUCGUAUUGGGUUGUAUAAAGAUUCAGUGAUAAGCGCUUCGUUGAUUAAUAUGUACUCAAAUAUAGGAGCAGUAGGCUUAGCUGAAUUGGUGUUCAAAGAGGCAGAAAAGAAGCAUGUCGUUGCAUGGGCAGGUAUGAUAUCUGCUUGUGCUAAGCAUGGGAGUUCAGAAAGUGCAAUUGCUUUAUUCCAGAGAAUGUUGCAGGAGUGUUUAAGACCUGAUAUGUUUAGUACUUGUAGUGUCUUGAGUAUUGUAGAAUGCGCGAAUCUGGGUAGACAGAUUCACUGUCUUAGUCUUAAAAAUGGGUUACUGAAUGAUGUUUCUGUGGGCAGUUCCCUUUCCACAAUGUACUCAAAAUGUGACCUUUUAGAUGAAUCUUAUAAGGUAUUUGAACAAAUUGCGCAGAAAGAUAAUGUCUCUUGGGCUUCAAUGAUUGCUGGCUAUGCUGAACAUGGCUGCGCAUAUAAAGCGAUUCAGUUGUUUAGAGACAUGCUAUCUGUCAAGGCUAAACCUGACGGCAAGACUCUAAUAGCUGUUCUUACUGCAUUAUCUGCUCUUCAUUCACUAAAGAACGGUAAAGAAGUUCAUGCUUAUGCCCUCCGUCGAGAUAAUAGUAAACAUGCAGUUGCAGGUGGUGCACUAGUAAAUAUGUACUCCAAAUGUGGUGCUCUACAUUUGGCAUGGAAUACUUUUAACAUGAUUCCUGUAAAAGAUCAGGUUGCAUGUUCUUCCCUGGUUUCUGGUUUAGCUCAAAACGGAUCAAUCGAAGAUUCACUUGAGCUGUUCCAUUACAUGCUGAUGACUGAUCUGGGAAUCGACUCCUUUACAAUGUCAUCUCUUGUUGGGGCUGCUGUACGUUUAGAUAUACUGUAUGUUGGCUUACAAUUGCAUACUCAUAUUAUUAAACUGGGUUUAGAAUCGGAAGUUUCGGUUGGUAGUUCGCUAGUUAUGAUGUAUUCAAAAUUUGGAAAUAUUAAUGACUGCCGUGAGGCAUUUGAUCAUAUACAGAAACCUGAUGUGAUCAGUUGGACAGUCAUUAUUACAAGUUAUGCCUUGCAUGGAAGAGGUGGCGAGGCUUUGAGACUUUAUGACCUUAUGAAAGAAUCAGGAAUUAAACCUGAUUCAGUAACUUAUGUUGGUGUUUUAUCUGCUUGUAGCCACAGCGGUUUAGUUGACGAAGGCUAUUUUCAUCUAAAAUCAAUGACCAAAGACUACGGCAUUGAGCCAGGUAAUCGGCAUUAUGCAUGUAUGGUAGAUCUUCUUGGUCGUUCUGGAAAACUGGAGGAGGCAAAAAGAUUCAUCGAUGAGAUGCCUAUAAAACCCAAUGCUUUAGUCUGGGCAACUCUACUUUCUUCUUGCAAACUACAUGGAGAUGUUGAGCUCGGGAAACUAGCAGCAGAGAAGGCUAUUGAGUUGCAGCCUUCUGAUGCUGGAGCUUUCAUCUCAAUUUCAAAUAUUUGUGCUGAUAUAGGUCAGUGGGAUGAAGUUGUAAAGAUCAGAAGUGAGAUGAAACAAACUGGCCUAAAGAAAGAGCUUGGAUGGAGCUAUUCGUAAGGCACAAAGCACACGCCAUCUUGUUAGUAUUAUUUUGUAGGAAAAAAGCUUUUAGGAAUGUUUCUGUUAGACGAUGUGAAGAGGUUUUCAUUUGUGCAAAUGAGGCAGUAUUUAUACAACUGAUACCUUCACUAUUGGAGGGAGAUUUUUUCAGGUCUAGGUUAUUCAAAAAGCUGUACCAUAGAAGAUUAGUAUAAAUCAGAUUUUUUGUGGA